AUGGCCGACAAGGCGAUUUUCAAGCUCAGCCCUGGGACUUAUACAGUUCAAACUUCAACCAAUCACGCAAACAACAUGGGACCCAACCACGAUCAACAGCACGACAGCGGCAUUAUCAGCGCCCAAGACAUAACCCCAGCCACAGAACCGACUCACGAACGCACCCCCGCCAUCGCCCACAAAUUGCCAAAACCUCUUCCUGUUCCCUCAGUUGUGUACGGUUUAACGAUCACGAACGACGUUGCCUUCGCUAUUGGGUGUCACUAUGUCCCCCCAUCGGACAAAGACAACGAAAACCCCUGGUUCCGAAGGUUUGCUGAGAGAAUUGGGCGCAAGUUCCUCAACUCGUACUGUCAGAAGAGGUUCCCCGACAUUCCUCUUCGGUGGCGCCAGCCUGUCGUUGCUGUCCUGCCUCAUUCUCAGGAGGUGCCUUUGCUUAUGCUGGGCAGGAGGGGCCGUUGUGCGAAAACGGGGAAAGUGGUGAACCAGAUAUUCGUCAAUAAGGAGCAGGUGCAGGUUCUGAAGGAUGCCCUGGGUUUGGAUAAAGAGGAACCAAAGUGGUACCGCGUCGCGAUUUCCGAGUAA
Pleurotus ostreatus (oyster mushroom) is the source of this 585-nucleotide messenger RNA. RefSeq lists its product as uncharacterized. Bases 1 to 585 code for a protein of 194 amino acids. NCBI's taxonomy places the organism in Eukaryota, Fungi, Basidiomycota, Agaricomycetes, Agaricales, Pleurotaceae. The transcript has a single exon. The record is from RefSeq and is a predicted model, not a curated record.